CGUACCUGCUAGCAAUAUUGUAUGGUAUGCAAAAUUUUCCAACAAUAAAAAACAUCUCUACUUGAACAUUCAGUACUUUCUUUUCAAUUCAACCAUGAAAACUGAUCUACAAAGCCUUACAACAAUAGGAUAGAGUAGAAGAGAAAAGAAGAUAGACUUAUAAGCUUAAUCUACAAACCCCCAUCAGAUCAACAUUGGAAAGCCACCAUGGAGAAUAACGGCAAUGGUGUUCAGCAGGUAUGGAAUUUCAGGCCUAACGAGGCUGUGACGGGCCAAAAAUUGUUUGGCGUUCGAGGCGUCCUAGAAUAUGUGAUGUCGCAUAUGAAUCCGAAAGGAAAGAGCAAGAUUCCUCUGGGACAUGGAGAUCCUUCACAUUUUGAAUGUUUCAGAACGUCUGCUGGUGCAGAGGAAGCAUUGAUAGGCUCCAUUAGAAGCGCUAAAAAUAAUGGUGAUGCUCCCGCUGCCGGCCUGCUCGAAAGCAGAAGAGCGGUUGCAGAUUAUCUUUCACAAGGCUUGCCUUAUAAAUUGUCUGCAGAGGAUGUCUAUCUGACUGUUGGCUGUAUACAAGGUAUUGAUUUUGCUAUCAAAGUCUUAGGUCGUGAGGGUGCAAACAUUCUUCUUCCAAGGCCAGGAUUUCCAUAUUAUGACUCAUUAAUGGCAUACGAAGGUAUUGAAGUCAGGUAUUAUGAUUUAGUUCCAGAAAGAGAUUGGGAAAUUGACUUGGGUCAAGUUGAGGCAAUAGCUGACAACAACACAGUUGCAAUGGUUAUUAUUAAUCCAAGCAACCCAUGUGGUGUUGUUUUUAGACGGGAUCAUUUAUGUGAGGUUGCAGAGACAGCUAGAAGAUUGCAUAUAUUAAUUAUCUCAGAUGAAGUAUAUGGUAAUCUUACUUUUGGUGAGAAUCCAUUCACUCCAAUGGUAUCCUUUGCAUCCACUGUACCAGUGCUAACUCUUGGGAGCAUUUCAAAGCGAUGGAUGGUCCCUGGGUGGCGUGUUGGCUGGCUGGCUACUUGUGAUCCUUGUGGCAUUUUGAAGAAAACGAAGGUAAUUGAAGGGUUAAAAAAUAUUUUGAAUGUAUCUGAUAGUCCAUCCACAUAUGCUCAGGCUGCAAUUCCACAAAUUAUAGAGAAAACAACAGAAGACUUUUAUGGGGAGAUGCUGAAUUUGCUAAGUCACGUGGCUGAAAUAUGCUAUAAUCGUAUUCAAAAACUUGAUCUUCUCUUUUGUCCAGCUAAACCUGAAGGUUCUAUGUUUGUGAUGGUGAAGAUAAAUACAUCUGGCUUUGAAGACAUAAGAGAUGACAUUGAAUUUUGUGCGCUGCUUGCUAAAGAAGAAUCAGUCAUAGUUCUACCAGGAACCGCCCUAGGAAUGAAAAGUUGGAUACGUGUGACUUUUGCAGUUUCUCCUAGUUUGUUGGAAGAGGGAUUUGACCGGAUAGAAUCCUUUUGUAGACGACAUGCAAAGAAUUUAUAGAUUCUCAUUCAAUGUAACAUUCUGCAAAUUGAGAUAAAUGGCACAUUACUUGUGUGCAGUCUUUGGUAGGUUGGAAUUGGAUAACUGCAAAUCUGUGAUUCUGGUCAAAGAUUAUUUGACCAAGAAAUGGUCAAAGGUGAGAAUUGUUUGGUAUGAGUUCAGCCUAAGCUGAACAUUGUUUUGUGCACAUUACUUGUGUGCAGUCUUUGAUAGGUUGGAUAACUGCAAAUAUGUGAUUCUGGUCAAGGCUUAUUUUGACCAAGAAAUGGUGAAAGGUGAGAAUUGUUUGGUAUGAGUUCAGCCUAAGCUGAACAUUGUUAUUGUGCACAAUACAACCAAAAAAUUUGUCUUUGAAACCUGAAAUUGAUUUACCUUUGGUACA
This is a messenger RNA of Cryptomeria japonica (Japanese cedar), 1855 nucleotides long. Its product is annotated as S-alkyl-thiohydroximate lyase SUR1. The transcript is spliced from 8 exons. Gene Ontology annotation, molecular function: pyridoxal phosphate binding; transaminase activity. Gene Ontology annotation, biological process: amino acid metabolic process; biosynthetic process. The coding region runs from base 208 to 1473 and encodes 421 amino acids. Lineage: Eukaryota; Viridiplantae; Streptophyta; Pinopsida; Cupressales; Cupressaceae. The record is from RefSeq and is a predicted model, not a curated record.